AUGUGUCGAUGGGUAUUCUACUACGGCGACGAAGUCUGCAUCUCCAAGAUCAUCUACGGCGCCUACCACGGUCUGGCGAACAUGGCAGACGGCGCUGGGUUCACCCCAGGCGUGGAACGAGACAUCCGUCGCAACCACGAGGUGAACGUGCACGGGUGCGGCAUCGGAUGGUACGGGUCGAACCCGUUGCAAGGCUUGAGAGACUUGAAAGGGUUGUGCUCGUAUUCGAGACCGUGCUGUUACACGACGAUUGCGGCGCCGUCGCACGACAGGAACUUACGAAGUUUGAGCAAAGCAAUCAGCACGAGUUUAUUGUUCGGACACGUGAGAGCAGCCGGACCAGGGGCGAGCGUGCACGAGUAUAACUGUCACCCGUUUUAUAACGGGAGGUACAUGUUUAUGCACAACGGGGAAGUGCACGGGUUUAAGAAGAUACGGAGAAGUUUGUUGGCGACGUUGCGGGAUGAUUUGUUUGAACACAUCAGCGGGACGACGGAUAGCGAGGUGUUGUUCGCGCUGGUUUUGAAUCAGUUACCGGAUACGAAUUCGAGUCAAUCGCACGAGAUGAUGGAGCGCGCGGUGAGGGAAGCGAUGUGUCUGAUUAUCCGAGCGAGCGGAGGGAAGUCGAGCUCGAUGAAUUUGGCGUUUACGGAUGGGGAGACGGUCGUCGCCGCGCGGUAUAGGAAUUCCAGUCACGAAGAUCCGCCGUCGUUGUAUUUUCACUUAGGGCCGUUGCCAGGGGAGAAAGCGUGGGAUUUGGGAGGUGAAAGCGGCGAGAAAAAGAUCGGGGGCGGUGGUAAGACGACGACGCCGAAGAAACAAGCGAGAGGUUUAGGCGGUUUCGAUAAGAUGAUGCUCCACGGCGAAGAAGGCUCAGAAAACCGAGGCGUGCCGAAAUAUCGAAGUCGACGGUCGCCAGAGUUUAUGCAUAUUUUCAAGAAGCGAAUGUUCGCGACGCAGAGCAUGCUGGUCUCGUCGGAGCCGUUGUCCAUGAAUGGGUUGGAGCGGUGGCAGUUGAUGCCGCCGAAUAGUCUCGUGGUGACGCAUCCGAUGGUGCCGACGAAAGGGAGGUGCUCCAGAAAGGAGUUUUUGGACGCGCAGAACACGGCGCACAUGGCGGCGGCGGCGGACGGGAACGGCGGGACGGCAGAAAGAAUGUCGCCAAAAUUAGGCGCGGCGAGUCCCGUGCUGUAUUGCGAAUUUAAAUGUCUUGAGAAUUUGGAACGCAUCGCGUUGAACGGAGAGGGAAGCGCGGCGUCGCAAUCGAAUUCGCCGGAACGCGUUCAUCCUCACGGUGUUGCCGACAGUGUCGUUGGCGGUGAGGAACCUUUGCCUGCGUUGAAAUCUGCGCUCUCCUCGGAGUUGCUUCAACAAAGUUCCGCUUCGUCUGAACCGGUUUCGCCGUCUAAAGUGUACGUAGUCAACGAACGCGAUUCCAUCUCUGGCAUCGCGCACGCGCUCGAGAAACAAGGUCUACAAUACUCCGAUUCGGAAUCGGAAUCGUUAUAUUCCCGAGAUGACGCGGUGGAAGACGCGAAUAAUCGAUCACCGACGCCGAAAUCAAAGCUACAUAAAACGAGAAGCAACGAGAGAAACAUCAACAGUCCUAACAAAAUCAAUCGCAUCUCCAUCGACAGCGCGGAUUGUAUUCCUCGACCACAACGAGAGCGACAUCACCGCGUCCCGCAAUACGGUUUAGUAUCUCUCGAUGAAGAAGGACGUGAUUUGAAUAGAAAGACAGAUACACCGAGUCCUCCCAUUCACUACGGGGGCGAUGGAGUCAUAAUAUCGAACGAUUCGCAGCAAAGACCAUCGCAGAUGAUGACAAACGACGCGGCGAUGAUGGGUAAUCUCGGCGAAUUUUACUCGCCAGCAGCCAAGAAAAAUACGAGCAUUGCUCCCGCCGGAGAAGGUGGUGGGAUCACGAUGAGCGCGCAGAAGCAGAACACGGUUUCGGGAAAAAUUGGGCUCGAUUUACUCAAGCAAACGAAACGAGGCGAGAGCAGCUCGUAUUCGCCCGAGGUUGGAAGUUAUUUCGGCAUGUUGAAACAGAAUAAAUAA
Messenger RNA from Bathycoccus prasinos, 2061 nucleotides. Its product is annotated as glutamine amidotransferase class-II. The coding region runs from base 1 to 2061 and encodes 686 amino acids. NCBI's taxonomy places the organism in Eukaryota, Viridiplantae, Chlorophyta, Mamiellophyceae, Mamiellales, Bathycoccaceae. The record is from RefSeq and is a predicted model, not a curated record. The transcript has a single exon.